Molecule: messenger RNA, 6048 nt
Organism: Odocoileus virginianus texanus
Lineage: Eukaryota; Metazoa; Chordata; Mammalia; Artiodactyla; Cervidae
Gene: CNOT6
Product: CCR4-NOT transcription complex subunit 6
Biological process (GO): nuclear-transcribed mRNA poly(A) tail shortening
Cellular component (GO): nucleus; cytoplasm; CCR4-NOT complex
Molecular function (GO): protein binding; poly(A)-specific ribonuclease activity
Source: RefSeq, a predicted model, not a curated record
GCUGCGGGCGGGACUGGUAUGGUGGUUCCACAGGUCAGACCCCGCUGCACUCACAGGGAGGAGGCGGCGGCAGCGGCGGAGGAAGGCGGUGCACCGCAGGAGGCAUGCCCAAAGAAAAAUACGAGCCCCCUGACCCUCGGAGGAUAUACACAAUUAUGUCCUCUGAGGAAGCAGCAAAUGGAAAGAAAUCUCAUUGGGUGGAGCUUGAAAUAAGUGGAAAAGUAAGAAGCUUAAGUUCAUCUUUGUGGUCACUGACUCACUUGACAGCUUUGUAUCUAAGUGACAAUUACCUGUCCCGCGUCCCUUCAGACAUUGCCAAGCUUCACAAUCUGGUGUAUCUGGACCUGUCCUCUAAUAAAAUCCGAAGUUUACCGGCAGAACUCGGAAACAUGGUAUCACUCAGGGAACUCCAUUUAAAUAACAACCUGUUACGAGUUCUACCUUUUGAGCUGGGAAAACUGUUUCAGUUGCAGACUUUAGGCCUGAAAGGAAAUCCACUUACCCAGGAUAUAUUGAACCUCUAUCUGGAGCCAGAUGGAACAAGAAGGCUACUGAACUAUUUGCUUGAUAAUUUGGCAGGUACUGCAAAAAGAAUUUCAACAGAACAGCCACCUCCAAGAUCUUGGAUUAUGUUACAAGAACCAGACAGAACACGGCCAACGGCUUUGUUUUCUGUCAUGUGCUAUAACGUUCUUUGUGAUAAAUAUGCGACCCGGCAGUUAUAUGGCUACUGUCCAUCAUGGGCACUAAAUUGGGACUACAGGAAAAAGGCCAUUAUUCAAGAAAUCUUGAGUUGCAAUGCUGAUAUCAUAAGUCUUCAGGAAGUUGAAACAGAACAGUAUUACAGUUUUUUUCUGGUAGAACUGAAAGAACGUGGCUAUAAUGGAUUCUUUAGUCCUAAGUCUAGAGCUAGGACAAUGUCAGAACAAGAAAGAAAACAUGUUGAUGGCUGUGCAAUAUUCUUUAAAACAGAAAAAUUUACUUUGGUUCAGAAACACACUGUUGAAUUUAAUCAACUAGCAAUGGCAAAUUCAGAAGGGUCUGAAGCCAUGCUGAACAGAGUCAUGACGAAAGAUAACAUAGGCGUCGCUGUCCUGCUAGAACUUCGAAAGGAAUUGAUUGAAAUAUCAUCUGGAAAGCCACAUCUUGGAACAGAAAAGCAACUUAUUCUCGUGGCUAAUGCUCAUAUGCAUUGGGACCCUGAAUACUCUGAUGUGAAGUUGGUUCAAACGAUGAUGUUCCUCUCAGAAGUGAAGAAUAUUAUUGAUAAAGCCUCGAGAAGUCUCCAGUCCAGUGUAUUAGGAGAAUUUGGAACUAUUCCACUAGUGUUAUGUGCAGAUCUUAAUUCUUUGCCGGACUCUGGUGUUGUAGAAUAUUUGAGCACUGGUGGAGUAGAAACAAAUCAUAAAGAUUUUAAGGAACUGAGAUACAAUGAAAGUCUUACAAACUUCAGCUGUAAUGGGAAAAAUGGGACAACCAAUGGAAGGAUCACUCAUGGCUUCAAGUUAAAGAGUGCCUAUGAGAGUGGCCUGAUGCCUUACACCAAUUACACAUUUGAUUUUAAGGGUAUAAUUGACUACAUCUUCUAUUCUAAGCCUCAGCUGAACACUUUAGGCAUCCUGGGGCCUCUGGACCACCACUGGCUAGUUGAGAACAAUAUCAGCGGCUGCCCACACCCGCUCAUCCCCUCUGACCACUUCUCACUUUUUGCACAACUGGAGCUCUUACUGCCUUUCCUGCCCCAGGUUAAUGGCAUUCACCUUCCUGGCAGGAGGUAGUCAAGUACCUUCAGAGGAUGACCUCAGUUUUACUCGUAAACUUGUAAAGAUUCUGAAUAUAGGGGAGUGAGGUAUGGCCACUAAGAUUUGUUUUUUCUUAAUGAUGAUUUGAGUUUUCAGUCUGAUCAUUUGAUAAGGAUAUAGUAUGAAAGCCAGGUGCUAGCAAACAAAUUCUGAGCCCAGUAUGCUUUAUAUACUGUUAGACAGGGAUUGGUGUGUUUGCACCUAUCUUUAAUUUGUUGCAAAUAAUUUUCCUGUUUCUUCUAUCCAAUAUAAUAUUUUCAUGCCUUGAAAUAGGAAACUGAACAGCAUAUUCUCUUUGCACAGAAAUCUGUAGCACUACUUUUUUGAGGCCAGUAAUAACAUCCAGAGAUCAUUCUUUCAUACUUUACUCCCUCCUUUUUCAGACUUGUUUGUAAAAUAUAGAAUUUGAAUUUAGCCUUUAUGAUUGUAUAUGAUCCACAAAAGACCUGAUUUAUGAAAUUUUGUACUAAAAAAAUCAGAUUUGGAAAUGAUUGUAUUGUAAUCUAAGGCUAAGUUUUUUUUACCUGUUUCAUGUGUUAUAAAGCUUGUAAAAGAAGUUGCAACAGACUUUCUCUGCUGAUGAUUUGCACUGUUAGGGUUUUGUUAGCCCUUUUGUACUACUUUGUUUUUAAAUUGAGAACAUUGCUCUUUAAAUUUAACUCUGUUUAAAGUUUAGGACAUUUGCUUGGACCAGAGACAACUUACCUAUGAAUUCCUGGAUUUUUACAAAAAACUAUUUACCAGGACAGAUAAUCUGAGUAGUGAAUGAUCUGAAGGCAUUUAUGGACUGAAUGUGUAAUGGUUGAUGUAUGUACAUUCUGAUCUUUUUAAAUCCGUAACUUUUUUAAGUUAAAAAAUUAUGGCUGCUUAGGUACAGCUUCUUAACUUCUUUUGAGACACUUCUUGUCCUAUCUCCACUGUGCCUGCCUGAAUUUGUUCCCACCAAGCACUGCCUGUGCAUGCAGAGAAAAUCUGUGCAUCCUCUUUUGUAUUUUUUAAAUACUGUUUAACAUUUGUGAGAGUUUUAUGAAAAUCCUUUUGUAUGAGCUAUGGGUUUUUUUCCAUUGUGAAGCAUUGAAUAUCACACUUUGGAACAUGUUCAUAGGGUGGGGGUCCCUGGGUCUUUGUUGACCAGACCCUAGCACUGCUUUUUGGCGUCAUUGCACAGUGCUGUUCAUCACCCAGAGUACUGCUAUCAUGUGGAUUCUUUUUGUUUUCCAUGUAUUCCUUAGUUUCCAUGUUUUUAAAAAAUCAUUCCCUUUUUUUAAAAAAGAAAAAAAGUAAUUUUCCAUUUAUGAAGCAGUAUAAAAUAAAUGAGAUGUAUUUUCAAAACAGGUCCCCAAGACAAUACUUCAGAUCAUUUUUAAAGUGACCAAGUCAUUUUAAUAUGUCAACCAAGAUAAAAGAUAUUAUACCUUGUAUUUUGCCUGUAGUGCCAUUAGUAGAAUAGAGGUUAAAGCCAGCUUUAACUUUGCAAAGUUAACUCCUAUAUGUUCUGUUCUCCUUCAUUCAUUCUCUCAAAAAACAAAUGAAUUCAGAGGGAACUUGGUCUAACUGCUUUUGUUUCAGCUGCAGGCAGGGAAGCAAAAGGACACCAUGUAUCCAGUGAGCAUUAAGAAGAGAAAUUGUUGAAUGUUAAUAACAGGUUUUAUACAGAGAAUGAGUCAUUUUGGAUAAUGACUUAAAAUUUUAUGAAAAAUGUUCAGCACUUAAAUGUGCUUAUUCUAAGAGAAAAUAAAAUUACAUACUGUUUAAGUAAAAGAUUCUUUUUAUUUUUUUCCUUUAAAAAGAAAUUCUACAAAAGGUUUUGAUCUUGAAUAUUUGUCUGGGACCUGGUUUUUCCUUUGAGGUUUGCUUUUCUUUUCUUUUUUUAAGAUUUUGUUGUGAUAGUUUUUAUUUUUCGCUUUUUGUUUUAAGUUGUGCUGACACCAAACACAUCUGGUUUAUAAUCAGUACGUGCAAAAGCUGGUGUUAUUCAUCAGAACCAAUGCAUAGCUUUCUUUAGGGUUUCUUUCUGGGUUUUUGUUUUUUUUGUAAAGUGUGAAUAAAAGGUGUGUUUACUCAUUUUUCCUAAACACUGUGUUGGUAGUGUGCAUCAUGACAAUUUCCAGCAAAGGCAAGCUGGAGCUGGUUGGACUGAUGAGAUGAAGGAAACUGCUUGAGCUUUAUGGAAGAAGGGGAGAAGCACUUACUCUGUUUUUAAUGGAGGAUGUAUUCUUUUCAUAGAUGCUGGAACUAGAGUGCACUUGUUAGAUGCUAAAGGUUUGAGCUUUACACAAGAUAUUUUCAUGUGUAUUUGUUAUUGUCUACAAAAUAUUUUAAUUUGGAACCAGCCUACUGAGAUAUAAUGGCUGGUUAUGUCUUGAAGAUAUUUGUUCUUGCCUCUUCUAGGCAUACUGCAUUCUGUGGGUCAGUUUGAACAGCUUCUCCACCUUAUUAGAUAGUGAUAAAUUGAACCAGGAGUGUAGAUUUACAAUAACCUUCAAAAGAGAAAAAAUAUUUUCAGUCUACCAGGAAUAAAUGAUCACACCAAAAUAGACUGAAACUUUGGUUAAGCAAGGUUUGUGUUUUAAAUAUUUUCUGUGUCCUGGAUAAUUUCCAGUAAUCCGUACUCUCUAAAAUGGAGUUAAAAAAAAAAAACAAGAAAAAAAAAAACUACUAUGCUUUCACAGUAUAGAUUUUCUUCAAAAAUUCUGUAACAAAUACAUUUAAUGUGGUGUUGCCAUAAUGUAAUUUCAGUGUUCUUACAGGAUAAAUCCAUCUUAUGAAUAUUUUGCAGAAAAUUUGGGGUAUAUUUUCUUUUUAAUGAUCAGAAAUUCAGAGGUGCUCAAUUCCUUGUAAAAUCUCUUGAAGUAUAGUUUAUGGUAUUAGUGGCUGUUUAUUUAUGCUUUAAGAAUUUAAAUAAUGUUCAUCAAAAUUAACUUAUGGCAUAAGUUGUAGAAAUAAAUUGUUUGAUUGCAACUUAACAGUCCUAGAAGAUAAGCAGGGAACAACUCCAAGAAAUGUUUUCUAUUUUACUUGAUUUGGUGACAACCAGGAAAACUUGAGUUAGCACUUUGAAACCUAAGGACAUGAUUAAAUUGGGUGGAAUGCACUUCUUAAAUGUUGAAAUUAAAAUUGCAAAGCUCUUCUAAGACGUCAGGUUUUCAAUAAUAAAUUUAAAUUUUAGUAUUCCACUUUUUACUACUUAAACUUACAGAAUUUCCAUAGUAACUUUUAAGGUUUUGGGGUUAUGCUAUACAAGUACAAGAACCAUCCUGGGCAAAACAACAAUUUACAGCAGAUUUGUUCUUUUAAUGAAACAAUAAGAAUACCUAGUAGAGAUGCUGCAGAGAAUUCAAAGAACGUUUAUAGCAAGUGUUUAUCCCCCACUUUUAAACAGUGUUUUAAGAUGUUCACUAUGCUCUUUUUGGUUACAUAAAUUUUAGUAACCGUUCUAUUGAAAUAGUGUCUAAAAUAGAGUAUCUAGUCUUUAUUCACAGUACAUUAUAUUAUGUAAUGCACUGGACUAACUUUUGUUUACCAUUCAUGUAACAAAACCCAGCACGUUAUCUGCACUAAACUCAAGGAAUGUCCCAUUUGCCUAGGCAGCUCUUUAAUAAGGGUAAUGGGAAACUGAAUAUGACCUAUGGACUGGUGGUAACAAGGGCUUUUACUGUUCUUUUCAGUGGAACCUUCAUUGUAACUAGCUAGUAUUAUAUUUAUAUACAGGGUCUCUUUUCUUUACUGAUGUAUUUUCCUACUCAUAGCCAACCAAUAAAUUCAAUUAUCUGUUUCAAAUAUUUUUAAAGUGUAAUUUGUAUAGCUGUAGUACUGAAGUUUGAGGAGACACAUGUUAAUCAGCAGACCACCUAUGUAAAAUUCUGAGUUGUCUGGAACAGAGUUGUAACUCUUUGAAAGGGAAGAGUGAACUGGGCCGUGAUAUGGGGAGAUGGUGUCAAAUUAAGGAUCUCCUUAUUGCUGUGUUAUCCUGUGUAACACAUCUUUGCCAAAGAUUAAUUUUAUAUUUAGGCAGCUGAUGGUCCUUUUGCAUUUAGGCUUUUUGUUGUUGUUACCAUAUACCUCAUAGCAUAAGAAAUGGGCUCAUGUGUCUUUCAUCCUUUGGAAUGAGCUUUACAUAUUUUGAAUAAAUGCUUUUAAAUACAGUAGCAAGCAUUGUAUUGGUGGGGUUAUACUAAUUAAAUGUUUUAAUUGUUACAUGUAUAUUUUGUUGUAUAUAUAAACUUUUAAAAUGUCUGAUUUCUCA